Molecule: messenger RNA, 3012 nt
Organism: Ceratosolen solmsi marchali
Lineage: Eukaryota; Metazoa; Arthropoda; Insecta; Hymenoptera; Agaonidae
Gene: shi
Product: dynamin-1 shibire
Exons: 18
Coding region: 182-2740 (852 amino acids)
Biological process (GO): synaptic vesicle budding from presynaptic endocytic zone membrane; receptor internalization
Cellular component (GO): plasma membrane; microtubule; cytoplasm
Molecular function (GO): microtubule binding; GTP binding; GTPase activity
Source: RefSeq, a predicted model, not a curated record
CGUCGUCGUCGUCGUCGUCGUCGCCGCCGUCGACGUCGCCGCUGUUGCUCUUACUCCCCUACACCCAGGUCUUCUGAAAAACUGCAUGCGAUUCGCAAGGACGAUCGCGUAGGAGGAGACACAGUGUUUCUCCUGCCUUUUUUUGCUCACCGGUUAUUGCACAUCCAAUUACUGAGGAAAGAUGGCGGGGAACACAGGAAUGGAGCAGCUGAUCCCGAUCGUGAACAAGCUCCAGGAUGCCUUCACGCAGCUUGGGGUAACAAUGAAUUUGGAUUUGCCGCAGAUCGCUGUUGUCGGUGGUCAAAGUGCUGGCAAAUCCUCUGUUCUUGAGAACUUUGUUGGGAAGGAUUUUUUGCCGAGAGGAUCAGGAAUUGUAACCAGAAGACCGCUUGUACUGCAAUUGAUCAACAGCAUGAGUGAGUAUGCAGAAUUUCUGCAUUGUAAGGGAAAGAAGUUUGUGGACUUCGAUGAAGUGCGAAAGGAAAUCGAGGGAGAAACAGAUCGUGUAACUGGUAGUAACAAAGGCAUCUCCAACUUACCCAUCAAUUUAAGAGUUUAUUCACCCAAUGUUCUCAAUUUAACUCUCAUUGAUUUGCCUGGAUUAACAAAGGUGCCAAUCGGUGAUCAACCGGUAGAUAUCGAAGCCCAAAUUAAAGGAAUGAUUUUUCAUUUUAUCAAACGUGAAAACUGUCUUAUAUUAGCGGUUACACCUGCAAAUACUGAUUUAGCUAAUAGCGAUGCUCUGAAACUUGCCAAGGAGGUCGAUCCUCAAGGUGUGCGUACUAUUGGUGUCAUCACCAAACUGGAUCUUAUGGACGACGGUACUGAUGCUAGGGAUAUUUUAGAAAAUAAAUUAUUGCCUCUGCGAAGGGGUUACAUAGGUGUAGUUAAUAGGAGUCAAAAAGACAUCGAAGGCCGUAAAGAUAUCAAAGCAGCCAUGGGAGCUGAGCGAAAAUUCUUUUUAAGCCAUCCCUCAUACCGACAUUUGGCUGAAAGGUUAGGCACACCAUACCUACAACGAGUUCUCAAUCAGCAGUUAACGAAUCACAUCAGAGACACAUUGCCUGCAUUGCGUGACAGGCUACAAAAACAACAGCUUGCUUUGGAAAAAGAUGUGGAGCAGUAUAAGCAUUUCAGACCCGACGAUCCAGCUAUAAAGACAAAAGCGAUGUUGCAGAUGAUACAACAACUGCAGUCCGAUUUUGAGAGAACGAUUGAGGGAUCUGGUUCAGCACAGAUCAAUACAAUGGAAUUAAGUGGCGGUGCUAAAAUUAAUCGAUUGUUUCACGAACGAUUUCCAUUUGAAAUUGUUAAAAUGGAGUUCGACGAGAAAGAAUUGCGCAGAGAAAUUGCUUUUGCCAUUAGAAACAUUCAUGGUAUUCGAGUCGGUCUAUUUACUCCUGAUAUGGCUUUCGAAGCUAUAGUAAAAAAACAAAUAAAUAGGCUCAAGGAGCCUAGUCUGAAAUGUGUGGACCUAGUCGUACAAGAACUGAGCAAUGUUGUUCGUAUCUGUACAGAUCGGAUGUCACGGUAUCCCAGAUUACGCGAAGAAACGGAGCGCAUUAUCACAACCUACGUUAGGCAGCGGGAACAAAUGUGUAAGGAGCAGCUUAUCCUUUUGGUCGACUGCGAGCUUGCGUAUAUGAAUACUAAUCAUGAAGAUUUUAUUGGUUUUGCAAACGCGGCGGCCAGUAGCCAUAAUGCAAGCGCUCAACAAUCAUCGGAAAAUGCCGUGAAGGCAGGCCGCCAUACCCUCGGCAAUCAGGUCAUACGCAAAGGUUACAUGUGCAUACAUAACCUUGGCAUUAUGAAGGGAGGAUCCAGGGACUAUUGGUUUGUUUUGACAUCCGAAAGUAUCUCAUGGUUCAAGGACGAAGAGGAACGCGAAAAGAAAUAUAUGUUGCCAUUAGAUGGAUUAAAACUGCGAGAUCUUGAACAAAGCUUUAUGUCUCGUCGUCAUCUAUUUGCAUUAUUCAAUCCCGAGGGCAGAAAUGUUUACAAAGAUUACAAGCAACUUGAAUUGAGCUGUGAAACUCAAGAUGACGUUGACUCAUGGAAAGCAUCUUUCCUUCGCGCUGGUGUUUACCCGGAAAAACAGACAGAGCAAGCGAAUGGUGAUGGUGAAGAAGGCUAUGAGGGUGGCAAUGAAGCUCAAUCAUCAAUGGAUCCCCAGUUGGAACGUCAAGUCGAGACGAUUAGGAAUUUAGUUGAUUCUUAUAUGAAAAUUGUUACAAAAACUACUCGAGAUCUCGUGCCCAAAACAAUUAUGCAUUUGAUCAUAAAUAAUGCCAAAGACUUUAUAAAUGGUGAACUUUUGGCACACUUGUAUGCAAGCGGUGAUCAGUCAUCUAUGAUGGAAGAAUCGCCAGAAGAGGCCCAAAAACGAGAGGAAAUGCUUCGUAUGUAUCACGCUUGUAAGGAAGCACUUCGAAUAAUUGGGGAUGUUUCUAUGGCUACGGUGACGACGCCGGUACCUCCUCCUGUAAAGAACGAUUGGUUGGCCUCGGGUGAAAAUCCAAGUCUUGGGCUUUCACCACCAUCACCAGGCGGUCCUGGAGGACGUCCCAGAAAUGUAGCACCACCACCUGCAAGUACCAGGGCACCACCACCAUUGCCAGUAGGUGGCAGACCAGCUCCGGCUAUACCUAAUAGACCAGGACCCGGUGGUCCACCCCCAGCCCGAACUAACUCUGGUGGCGGUUUCUUACCAUCUCCGCUAAUACCUUCGCGCCGACAAUAAGUCUACGCACUAACACCUAAUUGUUACUAAUAUCUACACAUAUACAGAUAUACCGAUAUACAUACAUAUAAUAUGUGUAUCCAUAUAUGUGUUUAUGUAUAUACGUUACAUCUAGCUGAGAAAAUAAAUUAACUGAUGCAUACCUAUUUCGGUGGAACUGGUAUUUUUAUCCGUAUACAAUAUAAUAAAUAAAAAAUAAUCAUGGCAUCAUUGUUAAUUUGGGGUGUGCAAUAGAAACGAUUGCUCGAAUACAUGCAAAUUAAAUUAGCAUU